AUGAUGCUCUUUCCUUCUCUCCUGCUCGAGGACGACGACAACGACGACGCACCGAAACCAGCGUCUGGGGGGGUUGUUUUUUACGACGAUCCUCCCGUGUUUUUCGAGGAGGAGGAAAAAGAAGAAGACAAAGAAGAAGAAUUCGCCGCGUCGAUGAUUUUCCAUCCGAUGGAUGGAAAAGAAGAAGACGGGAAGAGGAGAAAGAAGACGAAGAAGAAGGAGAAAGAACCUUUACCGAAUAAUACUAAGAAUAAACGAGUUCGAGGAGAGACGAGAGUGACGACGACGACGCGUUGUUCGGAUGGAUCUUCGUACGAUGAUGAUUUUGCGACGAAUCGGAAGGUGGAUGCCUACGACGACUGCUCGGAGGAGUGCUUGCGCGAAGUCGUGUUGAAGACGAUGUCGGAGAACGAACGAGAGAAUCGAGAGAAAGAACAACAACGAGAGGACGUGGAGAUGGGAGCGACGACGACCAAAACGAGAGAGGAGUAUCGUCCGUCGAAUAGCGAAAAUUACAGCAACAACAACAACAACGAGAACGGAUUCGACGCGUUCGAUUUGGACGAUUUUAUGGCAGACUUUGUGCCGCCGGAGGAGAUUGGUCUGCCGCAAAUGAAAGACUCGAACGGAGAUGUUUUGAAAGAAUCCGAAGCGCAAAGGAAGGAUCGGUUGAGGAGAAACAGAGAGGCGGCGCAGUUGUCUCGCGCGAGGAAGAAGCGGCAGUUGGAGGAGUUUGCAAACGCGGCGAAGGUUUUUCGGGAGCAGUUUUUGCAUUCGAACGCGCUCGUUGGGAAGUUGGUGAAUGAAAAUCACGUUUUGAGAAUGCACUUGGCGCAUUUGGCGAGGUUUGUUACCCCGGCGGCGGCGACGGAGGCGCAGAAGAUGAAUUUACCGCCUUUGCCGCCGCCAACUUUGACGAUGCAGCAUUUGCAACAACAACAACAACAAAAUCUGGUUACUUUGAGGCCUGCACCCGUAGCCCCUUCAGCGAUGGCACCGGGAGGAAAGAUUUUGAUCCCGCCGUUCAAUCCGCACGCGUACGCCAAGGCGGCAGACGCGAACACUAGCAAUAAUAAUAAUAAUAACAACAACAAUGGCAACGGUCAAAACUCAAACACGAACUCGCCAAAGCGACAAAGAACGAAGAAAUCUUCAGUCGUGGCCACGGCGACAGCGCUCGCGCUCUCAACCGCGUGCGUUUUGAACAAUACGAACAAAGCCGCGACGGUUGUUGCGAGAAGUGGUACGGCUGCUUCUAUAGCCACGAAUGUUGGGCGCUUGGCGACGCGACAUCUGACCGCUUUACCGGGAUCCUUCGUGGAUUCGCUGGAAGGCGGUUCUGAAGACGUCGGCAUCAUAGCCUCUCCGGAUCUCAAACAAGCGCUUGAAAUGAACUGGACCAUGCCCGAUCAAGCCGAAGUGGAGGAGAACAAGCACUCGAAAGCGCUCGCGUUUGCCUCGGAAGCGAUUAAAAAAUUGUCGUUUGAUGACAACGACGACGACGACAAAAUGAAAGUGAAAAGGGAGGAAACGGCGAUGAAUUUAUGGUCGAAGGAAGACAAAGAAACUCGCACCAUGCUCUCGGACAAAGAAGCAAACAAAAUCGACCCGUGGUUUGCCGCUUUUCGCGCGGCGAGAAUGCACGACGUCAUUCAAAAGAUGUCUCGAGUCGAUUGCGCCGAAGUCUUUCAGUAUAAGCUUCAACCGGAAGAGGAGGAGGACGUGAACGAGCAAACUAUGUCUGACGCGGCGAACGUAAUCACAAGUGAGUACGAAUCGCCCGAGCAACGCAUCGCGAGAAAACGCGCGUCUGGAGCGAUUCCGUUGGACGACGGUUCGGGGUAUCCGCAAACGACGACUUCGCACACAGUCUUCCAAUCGGAAACGAAAACCACCGCAACGUCGUCUGAGGACAAGAACAACAAUAAUCCGUCUUCAUCCAUCGUAUCCAUGCUGUUACCCCCGUGGGAAAUGACGAACGGUGCGAACGAUAAAAGCGCGGCAGCAAUGUUGCGACGUUUGACGAAGACGUUCAUCGUCAUGUUCUCCAAAGACACCGGUACGUACACGACGUACGCGUGUCGAUUACCAAUCGCGAAUUUGUAA
This is a messenger RNA of Bathycoccus prasinos, 2106 nucleotides long. RefSeq lists its product with no specific name. The record is from RefSeq and is a predicted model, not a curated record. The transcript has a single exon. Gene Ontology annotation, biological process: regulation of DNA-templated transcription. Gene Ontology annotation, molecular function: DNA-binding transcription factor activity. The coding region runs from base 1 to 2106 and encodes 701 amino acids. Lineage: Eukaryota; Viridiplantae; Chlorophyta; Mamiellophyceae; Mamiellales; Bathycoccaceae.